Molecule: messenger RNA, 426 nt
Organism: Racocetra persica
Lineage: Eukaryota; Fungi; Glomeromycota; Glomeromycetes; Diversisporales; Gigasporaceae
Source: the annotation of a GenBank genome assembly
AUGUUAAAAAAAUGGCUGGAAGAUGCAAUAAAAAGUGGCCACAUAAGAUCAAUAAAUUACCAUGAUUUUUAUAAUAUCAAUUCCGUUGCACGAGGUGCGUCUAGUGAAGUUUUGAAGGCAUACUGGACAAAUGGUGAAAGUUUUGUUGCUUUGAAAACACAUAACAACGCCUCCAGAACUGAAGGAUCACUUGAUAGUUUUGUUCGUGAGCUCAAAUUUAUUAGACAUUUAGAGUUCUGCGAUCAUGUUAUUCGAUUUUAUGGCAUUAGUUACGGUGUAGAUCCCUCACAGCAAUCUUGUCUAGAUGCGCUUAAGGUUAUUGUUAACCAAAAACUUGUGAAUAUAAAUAAUUGUUCAAAUACUCCAAACAAUGGUACUCCAAUUGCACCGCCGUUAAGCCAAAUUAACGCGAAUAUGGCUGAAUAG